Molecule: messenger RNA, 6935 nt
Organism: Phlebotomus papatasi
Lineage: Eukaryota; Metazoa; Arthropoda; Insecta; Diptera; Psychodidae
Gene: Epac
Product: rap guanine nucleotide exchange factor 4
Exons: 20
Coding region: 610-3612 (1000 amino acids)
Biological process (GO): positive regulation of GTPase activity; Ras protein signal transduction
Cellular component (GO): plasma membrane
Molecular function (GO): guanyl-nucleotide exchange factor activity
Source: RefSeq, a predicted model, not a curated record
GAUUUUCCGCAGUUCGCCCGUUGAGACGUGUUUUUGCACACUUGCGCGCUCAAAUUGUUUGAACACAGGGAACAUCCGUAGACCUUGCUUUUGCAACUUUGGUUUAUUUUCUUUUAUUUAUUUGUGUGCAUAAGACUUUUAGAUUCACGGAGGAGGGUGUCCCCAUAUCUAGGGAAUCCCACGGGGUUUUCGUGCCCAGUUGUCCGGGGGCCAACAGGUAGAUUUUCUUAACAAUUCCUCAACCAUCUUAGUUGUCCAUCAGCGAGAGUGCAACAGUUUGCGAGUAGGUGAACGAGUUUCUGGUAUUUCUUACAGAUUCCAUUCAAGCUAAUCUUUCUCAUUCAUUCAUCAUGAUCGUGGGCUGAAACUCAGUGAGACAAUCAAUCGCGGUUAGAGUGUGUGUUUACGUGCGAAAAAAUCUGUGUGAGUGGAACAGGUAAAAAGAGUUAAAGAGACACCUUUCGUAAGAAGAAUCUUAAAUGACAACUAUCUGACCCGCUAGUCUCACAUAAGAACCUCAGAACACCACAAUUGAAUGAGAAAAUCCUGGUGGUGAGGAAAGUGGUUCCAGACUCUGAGGUGAAGUAUCUCAAGUGAAAUUCUCCCGCAAUGGCAACAGAGUGGAUCACGGCGAUAGACAAAAGGCCAUGUGAUCGUAAUCUUCGGGAUGCUGAGCUCAUAUCAUGUCGCCUGAGGCGAGUAGAGCCCCUCUGUCGAUUACCAGGUUCAGCCCUUCAGCAGCUGGCAAUGUGCGGUUUUUACGAGGAUCUCGAAAAAGGUGUAACAUUAUUUCGUGCUGGAGAGCAGGGACGCUUUUGGUAUGCUGUACUUGGUGGUUCACUAGAAGUUCGUUAUCAUGCAGCGGAUGCAGAUGGAAAGUUGCCGGUGACUCUGUGUAAUCUUGGUGUGGGUGCUACAUUUGGCGAAUCUGUUCUGCACGACCUACCUCGAGACAGCACAGUCGUUACAAAGACUACAUGUGAGCUCCUGCGUGUCGAGCAGCAGGAUUUUCGUCUCAUCUGGGAGAAGAACAAGGAAUUGAUGACCGACAUCAUAACUAAUUGCAAGUUGAAAAAUGGUGUCUCUCCAGUUGUUCCUGCCGCUCAGACAAAACGACCUCUUAGUCCAGACCAUCCCAAUCCUGCCCUGCCUAUCACUGAGUCACCCAGUCCGGCAAUGUUCCGAAUGGGAUGGGCUCUACGAACCCUCCUCGUGUCCGACUCAUCGAGCUGCCUCAAGGACCGCAAGGUGUCUGGAAAAUUAGUUAGAAAAUGCGCCCCAGGUACAGAGCUUGUGGAGUGGCUAAUAAAUCUCUCGCCCAUUGUUCACACGCGCGUUCAAGCUGCUGGAAUGUGGCAAGCAUUGCUGGAGGAAGGUGUCCUGGUACACGUGAACAAGGAGCAACCUUUCAAGGAUAAGUGCUUCCUCUAUCGAUUUCGUGUGGACGAAGAUGGCUCAAGUGGUGGCCCACCAACUACAGACGAUAUCAAUUCAGCAAAUGAUCACAUAAGGGAAGCACUCAGUGGUUUAUUGCACAGAGGACCAGAUGCCACAUUACGCAUGAUACUGCGGAAGCCCUCACAUGAACGCACCCAGGAGGAAUUGGAGCUGGUCUUCGAGGAACUCCUCCACAUUGCUGCCCUCUCGCAUCUCUCAACGUCCAUUAAACGAGAACUCGCAUCGAUUAUUGUUUUUGAAUCCCAUCCGGCAGCUGGAACUGUCUUAUUUAAUCAAGGUGAUGAGGGCAGAUCGUGGUACAUUCUGCUGAAGGGGUCUGUGGAUGUUGUGAUACACGGGAAGGGAACAGUUGCCACUCUCAAGGAGGGUGACGAUUUUGGCAAAUUAGCCCUCAUUAAUGACGCUCCCAGGGCUGCGACAAUAGUGCUGAAGCAAAAUAAUUGCCACCUCCUGCGGGUGGAUAAGGAGCAUUUUAAUCGAAUUUUGCGGGACGUUGAGGCAAAUACAUUGAGGCUGCAGGAGCAUGGAAAAGAUGUGUUAAUAUUGGAGAGGGUAGCUAAACAACGAGGACAUGCUGCAUAUAAAUACACCGUCAUGUCGGGUACACCACAGAAAAUGCUGGAGCACCUUCUGGAAACCCGCCUGGGCGGUCAAGUGGGACCAAAUGAUCCAUUUCUGGAUGACUUCCUCUUGACGCACAUUGUCUUUCUGCCUGUUCACAUGCUAGUCGACGAACUUGCCAAUCAUUACCAUAGUGAUUUAGAAAAUGAAGGUGAUGGCUCCCCGAGCGUUGAGGAUCGCGAAUAUCUCAUCACAUGCAAGAGGCGUGUGGUGCAAUUUGUGCACAAAUGGGUGAUUGCUGUGAGAAAUGUGGUGUUUGAGGAUCCAGUGGCUGUGGACUUUAUCGAGGAGCUGGCCAGCGAAGUUGAGGCAGAUCCGGAUCUGCAGGAGGAGGCCAGUGUUAUGCAUCAUGUGCUAUCGCAAAUUGCACGUUACCAGGAAGAUAGAAAUCUACACAAUGGGCAAAAGUGGAAAUUGCCACCAAACGGACAACCCAUUUGUCUUUUUAGCGGCAAUCCAUCAGCUACACGGACACUCAUUCGCCCAGACGAUGACAUCAUCUUUCGGGUGUACUGCGCUGACCACACUUACUGCACCCUUCGAUUCCCCAUUGCGGCCACUGCGGAGAUGAUUAAGGCUUGCGCCUCGGACAAGUUGGUACUCAAUCGUGCUCCGGAUGAUUUGUUUCUGGUCGAGGUGAAAUCCAAUGGGGAACGAUCUGUCUUCAAAGACAACGACGUCAGCGUUCCCACGGCUCUCAGUCUCAAUGGGAGACUCUUUGUCUCCCCCAAGGAUCAUCUCGAUGCGAUGACACCGUUGCCGGAACAGGAAGCUGCCACGGAAGGUCUGGACAUAGAUAUUGAAGUUCUCAGCACCAAAGAAUUAGCAUAUCACAUGACACUCUUCGACUGGGAUCUCUUUUGGGCCGUGCACGAGUAUGAAUUGCUCUAUCACACCUUUGGACGACAUCAUUUUGGCAAAAUAACAGCCAAUUUGGAUGUGUUCAUUAGGAGAUUCAACGAGAUUCAAUAUUGGGUUGUAACGGAAAUUGUUCAUACCGCCAGUCUUAGCAAGAGAGUUUCGCUGCUGAGGAAGUUUAUUAAGUUGGCAGCUUACUGCAAGGAGUACCAGAAUCUCAAUGCAUUCUUUGCCGUUGUCAUGGGACUGUCGAACAAUGCAGUGUCUCGUCUCACUCAAACUUGGGACAAAAUCCCAUCUAAGUUUCGCAAGAUAUUCACAGAGUUUGAGGCACUGAUUGAUCCCAGUCGAAACCAUCGUGCUUACAGGAUGUUUGUGGGAAAGCUGCAGCCUCCACUGAUUCCCUUUAUGCCCCUACUCCUCAAGGACAUGACAUUCGCCCACGAAGGGAAUAAAACAAGCCUCGAUGGACUUGUAAACUUUGAGAAGAUGCACAUGAUGGCCCAAACCAUGCGAACAAUACGUUUUUGCAGAUCUCGUCAUUUAGUUCUGGAUCCGCCGUCACCAAAAAGCGAGGGAGAGGUACGUUCUUAUAUCAGUUGCUUCCGAACCAUCGACAAUCAGCGAGUGCUCUCGGCAAUGUCACACAAAUUGGAACAAUCAAGGCGAACUUAAUGUGACCCACCGAACUCCUCUACAAACUCCCAAAAUCUCAUCCAGGUCUUGGAUAAUUUUCUAUUUGCAUUUCCAUUUUAAUUACAUUACUCUUCUCCUAAUAUCUUCCACAAUCUGCAACAAAGUCAACUUCACAGGAAAACUCUAAGCUAAACUAUAUACUAUAAUUAUUCCUUGAGACUAUCUUUACUAAAAUAAACUUUAUAUAAAAGAGGAAAACAUAUUUUUAUGAAAAAAUACCGAGGGAGAUUUAUCAAAAUAAAAAAAUCACUAUUUUUGUGGUGAAAAUGGAAGAGAAUUAUUGAUAUAAAUACUUAUAUCAAUGAUGGAAAGGUUUAACAAAACAGAGUCUUAUGAAAUUAUUACAUUUUAGAAUUAAACGAGUGUAAAUUAGUAAAUAACACUUCCUACAAAAAAUAUAGAAAUAAUAGUAAAAGAUAAUAGAAGUAUCUGAUGUUAACUUUUGAAAAUAAAAAAAAUAAACUUUUCGAAUAGAUUUAAAAAAAAGGAUGAUAAGGGAAUGAAUCUUAAAAAAUGUAUCUUUUUGAACUGUGAUUGGCGAAUUAUUUUUUUAUUAAAAGACCUAUUUAAUAAAUUAGCGAGGAACAAGAUCAAUAGUUAAGGUUAGCUUUUAAACUAUAUUUAAUAAGAAAUCUUCUCUAAUAUAGGUUUUCCUUUGCCGCCUUUUAAAAAACCUUCGACUAAAGACACAAAUGUACAGAAAUUGUCUUUAGGAAGGUUUUAAUAACUUUCCUUCUACCACAGCAGAGUUUUGACCUCUGAAGGACCAACAAUCAAUAAUAAGGCAGGGCUUUGUAAGUACGAACAAUUGCUAUUCUUUGUUUUAUUGACAAAACAAUUUCAAUUAAAUUUCACAAGUAUGGAAAAUAGCCGAAAUACUUGUUUGAAACACUAAUAUUAUAUUUACUGCAAUAAAAUCCGCAGGAUAUAAAAUUUCUUUUUUUUCGGUGAAUUUGUUAUUGUGCGAACAAUCAAAAUUUUCCAUUUAUCCAGCAACAAAAAACCUCGUCAAUAUUUUAAUUAGGCUCAAAUUACCAACUGAGUUGAAGUUUCAAAAAUAUAUAGAACAAUGAAAAGCUGUUCUGAUCUGGAAGAGGUUGCUUUGAAAAGUAAGGUGUUGAUCGAAAAAAAACAAAACCUCUAAAUUUUCAAAAAAAAAACUAUUAAAAGGCUAAAAAGAAUUAGUUAAAAAAAAUUUACAUUCUAACCUCUCCACUGUUUAUGGGCAUUUUCUCAAUAGUUUUCUCGACUAUUUUAAAUGUUUUUGGGUUUCUUGUAAGAGUAAUGCAUUGGCAAUUACUUCUAACAAUGAAUUUUUAAAUUUUUUGAAGUUGUAAAACCUCAAUUUUUAGGAUUUGAUCAUAUAUAACCUCAAAUUUUAAAAUAACCUCCUAAAAAUAAGAGAACACAAUAUUUAUAAUUUGUCAAUAGCAAUUUCUAAAUAUAAUUCAGAUUAUUUUUAAUUUUCUAGUCCUCUUUCUGAUUUAAAUUAAACCCUACAGUUUUUCUUUUGACCAAUAAUUUUAUAUUGAUUGAUAAUUGACAGAUUCUGGUAUUUAAAAUGGUUAUGGAGUAUUUUGUUAUAUCUUUUGAAAACAAAAAUAAACUAAAAAUUUUUAAAUUUUAUUUAGAAAAUUACAUGUUUCGUUGAAUUAUGAAAUUCUUUUUCAGGUUAAGUCAUUCAUAACCUCAAAUUCUAACCUCUGUAUCAAAUAAGGGAACUGCCUCCUAUUUAUCGAUCUUUAUCUAUUUUUACGAAAAGUUUCAAUUGGGAUUUGUUUCAAUUUGACCAAAAACUAUUGCCACUGCAAAUUCAAACUGCAUUGCCAGCACUAAUUGCAUUUUUUAUUACAAUCCAUUUCGAAAAGAUAUUUAUCGACAAACCGUUGGAAAUUUUGAGGUCAAUUUUAUUUGAUAUUAAUUGAAAUUUCUCAAUAGAUCAAAUACCAUUAGACAAAAGAGAAUUACUGAACGAAUAUGAAGCAAUAAAUUUUUUGGAACAUAUAGAGAGAAAAAAAAAACAGAGAAGUAAAUAUAACAAUAGGGUUUAAGGUUAGUUGUUAUGUUUUAGAGAUUAAGGCUGUAAUGUAUAAGUAAUAUUAAGGAAAUUGAAUAUGUGUAAAUAUUCAAAAAGAAUUGGAACUGCACCACAAUCAAAUGAAUAGAGAUUUUUAUUUGUAAUUUGCGAUAGUAAGAGAUUUUCUAGAGAAAUAGCUGAUAGUUGUUAAUAUUUGUUUUCUUUUUAUUUAUUUACAAAAAAAAACAGAAUAAUACUGUAGAUAGUAUCAUUAAUUUAUUGGCAUUUUUUCUUUCUUCGGAAUUUCCUUUUGAGAUUGAAAGUUAUCGUAGAAUGUAGUUUGAGAGAGAAAAUUACAGAGAAAGAGACAUACUUUAAUCGAUGUUAGGAAUUAUAUUUAGAAAAAAAGAUAGAUUUGUAAUCGAUAAGGAAAUGAGAGAAUACAAUUUAGAAUAACGAUAAAUAUAUUGUAUGUGAUUAGAAAAGACAAUCUAUCUCUCCAAAUAACUCUAUAGAUUUUAUGGCGAAGUUUUACGAUGAAUCAAAAGAAGAAUAUUAAACUUAACAAUAUCACUAGCUCAAUUUCUCAACAAGAUACAAAAAAACAUGCAAAAAAUACAAAAAAAAAAACAGACAAAUCUUGCAGCGUUCUCAAACAGACCAUUUAUUUCAUACUUUUUUCUAAUUGUGAUAUAAUUAGCAUCGUGUUAAUAUUGUCCUAUGAUCCUUAGUAAUCUUAAGCAUAAACCUGUAAAAAAGAAAUCUUUACGAAAAAUUAGGGUUAAUCUCAAAAGUGUGACUAUUUUCCACACUCACUUUGCGCUCAAAAAUUAAUACCUUUUUAAUAAAAAAAAACUUCAACAUUUAUUCAAUCGUAUAAAAAACUAAUAACAUUUCAUUUUUAGAAAACAUCUCAUUUCCCAAAGAAUCUGUCUAGAGAAGUGUUAGAAAAAACGUUCAAAUUGCCAUGAAUUUUUGGUAAAAAUUCUAUAGCAACAAUUUAGGAGUCGAAGAACGACAUUCAAAAAUUAUUGUAAUUAGCAAAAUGUUAUUACUUUACAUUUUCACCCUGGGAAAAACAUAUUUCUUCCUUUUCAAAAUAUUGUGGACCCAAUAUAUUUUUCUACAAAAUGUAAAAAAAAUAUUAAAUUGAAUUUUUGUAAACUUUUGUGACCCAAAAUGGAUGUAAAAAAAUACUAAACAAAAUUAAGUGUAUGUGAGGAUGACGAUAAUUUUGCCUGUAAAAUCUGAUUUUAUUAAAAUGACUUAUUUUAUGAAAAUUAAA